AUGCAGCUCCUCCCUCCAGUACUCAUCUGCAUUGUCCUGCAGCUUCUGGUUGGCUCCUCCGCUUAUACGACUACCAAUCGCCACGUGUCAGACGCUCAUUGGCUUCCCGCCGUCGCCACAUGGUACGGAAGCGCCAACGGCGAUGGCAGUGACGGAGGAGCGUGUGGGUACGGUACGUUGGUGGACGUGAAGCCGUUUCAUGCGAGAGUUGGAGCGGUGAAUCCAAUCCUCUUCAAAAACGGUGAAGGAUGUGGUGCUUGUUACAAGGUUCGGUGUUUGGAUAGGAGCAUUUGUUCCCGGAGAGCCGUCACCGUCAUAGUCACCGACGAGUGUCCCGGCUGCUCCAAAACCAACACUCAUUUUGAUCUCAGUGGCUCCGCUUUUGGUCGCUUAGCUAUCUCCGGAGAGUCCGGUCCCCUCCGCAACCGUGGCCUCAUCCCCGUCAUUUACCGCCGGACGGCAUGCAAAUAUAGAGGGAAAAACAUAGCGUUCCACGUGAACGAAGGAUCUACUGAUUUUUGGCUGUCUCUACUGGUUGAGUUUGAAGAUGGAGAAGGAGACAUUGGUUCCAUGCAUAUUCGUCAAGCAGGAUCAAGGGAGUGGUUAGAGAUGAAGCAUGUAUGGGGAGCUAACUGGUGCAUCAUCGGAGGACCACUCAGAGGACCGUUCUCCGUCAAGAUCACCACUUUAUCCGCCGGUAAAACAUUGUCGGCCACCGACGUCGUCCCAAGAAACUGGACACCUAAAGCAACUUACUCUUCUCAACUCAACUUCUCCCCUGUCCUCUAA
Messenger RNA from Arabis nemorensis, 789 nucleotides. The record is from the annotation of a GenBank genome assembly. NCBI's taxonomy places the organism in Eukaryota, Viridiplantae, Streptophyta, Magnoliopsida, Brassicales, Brassicaceae.